AUGGAAGUUCGCAGACGAAGGAAUGAACCAGACAAAAGUUUAGAUAGCAAUAGUUAUUAUCAACAUGAAAUUGAUGAGAAAACGAAACGGGCUAAGGAUGCAAUUGGUUUUAGGCACUGGAUUAUUUUUAUUUUGACCGUAGCUGUUGUUUAUGCCGGAGUUGUUUAUUUGCACAGGUAAGUACUUUUUGAGAUCUCAUUUUUGAGUUAGGAAAAGCCCGAUCAGUAUGAGAUUUUUAAAAGGAAAUAUUUGAAUAAAAAUCCUGGGUCAGAAGCCCAAAAAUUUGUGAAUUUAAAUUUAAAAAACUGUACCCUGGCCUUAUAAAGUUUUGAAAAAAAACUGUAACCAAUUUUGGAACUGAAUUUCGAAAAUCAAAAAAAUCUUUGGCCCUUUUCUCUAUGAAUUCUCCUUUUUCCAGACACAUGCCACCAGUUCGCGAUGCUUCCUCUUUCGAAAACUUCAGCGAAGAUCGUGCUCGUGUGCUUCUCAAACAACUCGUCGGACUCGGACCAAGACCGAGUGGAUCGGUGAAUUUGGAGAAAAACGCUUUUCAAUUUAUUCAGGAUCGAAUUGAGACUGUGAAAUCGACAGUGGACGAAUUUGGUGUGAAUCGAAUUGAACACGAUGUGCAGGUGAGAGAUUUUGAUCUUGAAAAAAAUAAAUUAAAAACAAAAUUUUAUUCCAGAGACCAUCGGGUUGUUUUGAUCUCAAAUUCUUGAGUUCCUUCACCCUUUGCUAUCACAAAAUCACAAAUAUCGCUGUACGCAUUGGACCAAAAGCUGGACCAUCGGGAAAUUCAUUGCUUCUCAAUUGCCACUUUGAUACAAUGCCAGAUACACCAGGUGCAACUGAUGACGCGGUUGCUUGUACGAUUCUAAUGGAUGUUCUCGAAGUUCUCGCUCAUUCAGAAACUGAACUUCAAAAUGAUGUUGUUUUCCUGUUCAAUGGAGCUGAAGAGAAUUUCCUACAAGCUGCACAUGGUUUCAUCAAUCAACAUCCAUGGCGACACGAUAUUCGAGCGUUUAUUAAUUUGGAAGGAACUGGUUCUGGCGGCCGCGAGAUUCUUUUUCAAGCUGGACCCGGGAAUUCGUGGCUUCUUCAAACGUAUUUGGAAAAUGCUCCACAUCCAUUUUGCAGUGUUCUUGCUCAGGAAAUUUUCCAAUCUGGAAUUAUUCCAUCUGACACGGAUUUCAGAAUUUUCCGAGACUACGGUCGAAUCUCUGGACUUGAUAUCGCCUACACGAAAAAUGGAUGGUUCUAUCAUACCGAAUUCGAUGAGGAAUGGCGAAUCGAAGCUGGAGCAAUUCAACGAGCCGGUGAAAAUGUGUUGGCUGUUGUGAGAGCCAUAUUGAAAUCACCAUAUUUGUCACAACCGGCUCGAUUUGAAGAGGAAAAUCAUUGGGUGUUCUACGAUGUUGUUGGAUUGUUCACGGUUUAUUAUACGGUUCAAAUUGGAAAAAUCAUCAAUUAUUCGGCGUGUUUGUUGACGUUUUUGAUGGUUUUGAGGAGAUUUAGCAAGAAGUUGUAUAGUCCAAGUGAUUUGAUAAUUGCAUAUAAACAUCAUGUUGUUGCUUUUAUUGCGAUGCUUAUUACAAUGUUGGCAACGAUUGCAUUUGUUAUUCAAUUUGAUUUGGUUAUGUGUUGGUCAGUUGAUUUUUCAAUAUGUGUUUGUGGAAGUUUGAAUCAGAACAAGAACAUGUUAAAAAUCUUCAAGAAUAUACCCGAGCUUAUCAAUAAUUAUAAUCCAAAAAAACUAGAUUUUCCAAGCCAAAUUUCAGGUACAAAAUGCCGGAAUUAGUCGGACCUCUCUAUGUUCUUCCAAUGUUAAUCGCCGGUGCAAUCACUCACUCAUAUUAUGCGGAUAAUAACAAAAUCAAAAAUGUCGAAAUGGUACAAUAUGACACGAUUCUCAUCUCGUUCAGUUGUAUUCUUUUCGUAAUGACACAUCUCAAUUUGGCUUCCGCUUUUUAUGUUCUCAAUUAUUUGAUUCUUCCGUCGUUGAAAGAUGUUUUGAUCUAUUUUUUGGGAUUAUUUGGAAUUGUGAGAAGUUAGUUUUUUUUCGUUAGAAUGUGAUCUUUAAAUUUUCAAAGUUUUGUGUGAAAUUGAAGGCAUUUUUCAAUGAAUUACUGAAAAUCUGGAGAGUUGAAAAUUUCAAUUUGAUUACUGUAACCGAUCUAGCCCCCAGUCCCUCUCAAAUCCGAUUUUUUCCAGGAGUAACUCCCCGUGUUCUCUUCUACACUCAACUAUUUUGCUUCAUUCCACCAUUUGUAUUUGCUGCCUAUGCAAUCAGUCAAUGUGUUGAUUUCUUUGUUCCAGUUAUGGGAAGAUUAGGAAAUGCAAUCAAUCCCGAAUUUAUUAUGGGUCCAAUUGGUUUGGUUAUUGCUGCAAGUUUUAUUCUUUUUGUGGUUAGUUUUCUCUCUCUCUCUUUUUUCGUUUAAGAAACUUCUUAGUUAUCAAAUUGCAGAAUAAUUUGUUCUAUAUUUCUCGCCGUAUGAAUUAUAUAAUCCGAGUGAUGACAUGUCUUUUCGCUAUUUUCCUUUUGAUUCUUCUCACAACCAAAAUCGGAAAUCCAUAUGAAUAUUCACACGAAAAUCCGAGACUUCGACGAAUUAUUGCACUGCAUUCGAAUCGAACAAUCUAUGAUUUUGAUGGAAAUCUUGUACAAACCGAUAAUGCGCUGUUUGUUCAUUCGUUGGAUUUCAGGUAACAUUUUGGGACAUUUUUACAAGGGUAACUUGUUGUCGAAAAAAAUUGAUCCAAAUUUUUCGUGAAAUUAUUUUUCGCGACAAAAUUUUGAAUGCAAUUUUCAAACGCAGAGCCACGUGGCAUAAUUUUGCAGUCAAUGAAGUUUUGGUGCCUAAAAUUCACGUGACUAAACUAAAUUUUUAAAAUAAAAUUUAAUCGAAAAAUCCAUGUGUCAUAAAAAAAUGUUGCAGAGGAGCCUCCGAUCUACCGUCUCAUUCGUUCCUCCAAGGAAGUAUGGCACCAAAUUGCACUGGAAUUGUUGAUGAAUAUUGUCGAAUGCCUUAUUAUACAGCUAUUCAUGAAUUAUUCCCGCCAGAGUAUGUUUGUCUGAAAUAACAGCUGAAAUUAAAAUCAGGAAUUUUACAGGCACUCUUUAUGGGUUCCAGUUCCAUCGCCAGUUGUUAUGCCAAAUCCAAUUCAUUUGACAUUGACUUCUCGACAAAUUGUCGGAAAUAAUAAGCUGAAUUUGACUUUUGAGGUUAGUUUCUUUCAACGAUUUUGUCAUGUUAUUAUAACUUAUUUUUCAUUUCUCAGAUGCGCGGUGGAUUCGAUAAAAUGUCACUUCACGUAACUCCUCUCAACGGGUUCGAAUUAUCAUCUUGGUCAUUCACUGAUAUUGAUAUUGAGGAAUUCGGAAGACGACAAACAUAUUUCGUAUUUUUGACAUAUGGCUUCGAAGCGCCAGAAGUUCGUAAUUUCUGGAUUGUGCUUGAAAAUCCAAACGUCGAAAAAUUGGCCGAUCCAGAUGCCCACGAAAAUAUUGAAAUUGCCGCCGCUGCUCAUUAUGCACAUGGACAUUGGCAAGAUACGGAAACAUUGAAACAACUUCGAGCGAUGAUUGCGACAAGAAGACAGACGCCUGAAGAAGCUGUUGGAUGGUGGAGGUUUGUGUGAGGGGGAAAUCCACGUGGCUCGAAUUUUGAGCUGUUUUUUAUUCAAAAUUUUCGCUCCGAGAAUUCACGUGGCAUAAGAUGAUUUAAUUAAAAUUUUCUGUCAAAAUUCCACAUGGCAUCAUAUUUUGAGCCAAAUUUUUAUGUUUCCAAAUUCGAAAUUCAAUUUUCAAAAAUCAUUAUUUUUAGUACUUCCAGAUGGGGAAUUACAAUGAUAGGAGGACGCGCUCAACUUGUCGUCAAAACAUUCUAA
Caenorhabditis angaria is the source of this 3888-nucleotide messenger RNA. The record is from the annotation of a GenBank genome assembly. NCBI's taxonomy places the organism in Eukaryota, Metazoa, Nematoda, Chromadorea, Rhabditida, Rhabditidae.